GUUCUCUACCUGAAAUUUCUAUUUAUUAAUUUUUAAAAAUUACAAGUUUACUGUUUAUUUUUUUUCGAUCUCGACAGAAUUUGUUUUCGCCUAACAAAUAUAUUUUUUUAAGCAGUCUUAAAGUUGCUAAAAAACAUUCUAUAAAUACAAUCGUGUACGUAACUUAAAAAGAAAGAGUAAAUAUUUUUUAAAAUUAUUUCUAGGAAUGAACACUGAUUAUUAUCAAGAUAAACACAUUUGUUUGGCUCAGGUUGCCAAACUUAACUCGAUGUUAGGGUAAAGUCGCCCACCCUCCUAAAUCGGUUAAGUGGGGUCCCCCGCUUCGCUAAAGUGGCAUACAACUGACACAGGGGGUGUCGGGUCUCCCCAAUCCGGAGGGGAGCUUCAGCCUUGGACCGUGGGCGACGCCUGUUGGUAGGGGAAGGGAUUUCGAGUUUCAUUUUUCGCCUCUACUUUCUAACGGAUGCCGUGUGUUGUGUGUACUGUGUAACAAAUUCGCGCCGCGGACUGUAAACUUUCUAUGUGGUGAUGGAUUCUAGUAGUAAAGUAGAAGAUAUGGAGUUGAUGUUAAAACGGAGUCUCUUAUCCAGAAGCAAAUUGGCCACAAUCACUAAGGAUUUGGAGGGAGUGACUCGAUACAUUUGUGUUGUGUGCAAUGUGCAGUAUGAUGACAAGGAGGAGCUAGAAGUACAUUUAUGUUCUCAUUUUAAAGAAUAUAGAUUCCUGUGCAGUAUUUGUGGAACAGGAUUAAAGAGGCGUGAACAUUUAGAUAGGCAUAUGCAAGGGCAUAUGGAAGUGAGACCAUAUUCCUGUGAAGAGUGUGGCAAGGCCUUCAAAAGGAGAGAGCACCUUAAUAUUCAUAAAUCUAUUCACAAAGGUGUUAAAACUCUUCAGUGUUCUCUAUGCAGUAAAUGUUUUUACCGCAAGGAUCAUCUACAGAAACACAUACAAACUCACAAUAAACACUUUUUGGAGCAAAAUAUUAUACCAAUGAGUGACCAGGAGCUUAGCAUUAAGGAGGAGAUUGAAGAUGAUUUUGAAGAUAUAACACCUAUUAUUACAAGUGUAUCUGGCAAUGUUACAGAUCCAGAUGCAUCAAUGGAGUCUGAAGAGUACGGAAGCGAUCAGCAGCAGUCCAUGGACGAGACUAGCAUGGAUCAUUCUGAGGAACAUACGGUUACCUUGGACCACGCGAAGAACGCCAGGCCGUUCGUGUGUAACGUCUGUGGUAAAAGCUAUAAGAGAAAGGACCAUCUGAAGAUACAUAGCUGGGCCCAUGCCAAGAAGGAGGUGAUCUGCAAGCUGUGUGGCAAAGAAUUCCACAUGGAGGAACAGAUGCUGGUUCACGUCAAUAUGGUGCAUCUGAAGAGUCACGAAACCGCUAGUCUGUCACAUUUGCAAACUCUGCUUGGGAAUGAUAUUGAAGUGGAAAUACUGAACAAUGAACACCUCGUACCCCGAAAGGUGAAAGAAGAGCGUGCGCACGAGUGUCCUAUUUGUCACCGGAAGUUCAAGCGGAAACAGCAUCUCAAAGUACACGCGAACGUCCAUCUUAAAAAGAAACGAACAUACUUUUGCAAUGUCUGCCAUGAGGGUUUCCAUGAUGACACUGACCAUGCGAAUCACGUGUGUCCGGGUCUUGUUAAAAAUGAACCGGAAGAAGGGGAUGAUGAAUAUGAAAUCGAACAAAACGGUCACUCUUCAUAUGAACAGACAUCGCCCAAUGGAGACGCGAGGAAAGAAAAUUAUCCUCACGAUUUGCUCGAGGUGGUAGUGGAAGAGGCAGUUAUACCUAGUCCACAGCGUGUGUUCGUGUGUAAAUACUGCGGAAAGGCUUUUCGGCGCAAGGACCAUUACAAAAUACACCUGCACAUACAUACGGGACACAAAUCUUUCUUCUGUCCUACUUGUGAUAAAGGCUUCUACCGCAAGGAUCAUUUACAAAAGCACAUGAUAGUUCACGCGAAGAGCAAAUUGAAGUUGCCAACGAAGAGUCAAAAAAGUGCGCAAGAGUUGAGACCACCUCCGCCAUUUGACGGGCCCCUUAGACAGCAGUCGGGACCCAAGAAAAAGAUCCCCGAUCUCUUGCCCAUUGCAAUCAAGAAAGAAGAGACGAAAAAGAUCGCAGAGAGGAAAGACUUCUUGCCAGAGAUAACGAUACAUGCACCUUCAUCAGCUAAAAUUCGAGUUCCCUUACAAAUAAAAGUCCCGUACCAAAUGGUGAUGUCUAUGGACAAUGGGGAACAACGGGCGGUGACUGUUGACCCCACACAUCCUCAGGCACCCGAAGAGGUAGACACCGAAGAGAAUAUACUACCAGAUUAAAUGGAGAUUGCUAACAUCGUCAUAUUUGAACUUGGAUAAACAAUUUUUUACCUAAUAUGAUUGGGGAAAGUCUGGUUUUUGUGGAUGGUCACACUACCAUAUUAAUAUCCUUUUAAAACUAAAUCAGUGUUUAGGCGAGUAAUGCACAUUAACACUUACGAAUUUAUUGAGUGAUCCACUUUCCGAGCUGGUGUAAAUAUUGAUUUUAUAAUGCUCUGUUAAGCUUUUUAAUGUCGUGGCUGGAUCGUAAAAUUGUAUUUUUUUGGAAAUGGUAAAAAAAAAUAUCGUAGUCGAGUAGUAGUAAUUAUGUUUUUGCUUUUUUGAAUUUUUUUUAAGUACAUUGCCAUCAAAUUUCUUAAAAAAUUACACUCCCAUCUGAACCAUCUGUUGUAAAUUAUUAGUUUUGAUGUAAUCUAUGCCGCCAUUAUGCAACAAAGCUACACCAGCGCCUCUUACGCCUUAUUUUACAAAUCAUUCACUAGUGGUUAUGCUUUUGUUGUCUAUGUCACUAAACGCUGAUUAACCAGAGAUAAUUUCACGAAAUUGUCAAACGGUUUACAAAUAUUUUAGAAUCCGGUCACGACAUUAAUACAAUCUUCACGAUUUGAUAAUUAUUAGAACUAUCCCAUAUUUCGCAAUCACCAACCACCAUACACGAGACUUUUAUGUAUGUUUGUAUUUGUUUAUGUAUUUAAAUACGUCUUAUUACAUUGAUUUAACUACGGCAGGUAGUUAAAAGUGUUAUAAGACUGAUUUAUAUUUUAGAAGGAACUUGAAGUGGUUACAAAUGUUACGAAUCAUAUUCGAAUUUAUUUUCUUUAGUUUCGUUACGUUUUCGAAUCAAGUAUACUCGAUAUAAUGUUGUUUUCAGUACACAAUACAUUUUCUAUUUGGUAUAGACUACAGUGGACCCUCGGUAAUCCGACACACAUUUUGCAGGGCAGUAUUGGACUAUCAAACUUGUCGGAUUUUUUUACAAAAUACAAAAUAGUACCUUGUAAUUCGACAAAUUACGGAUACAAUAAUAAGAUUCUAUAUAUUUUCUGUAUGUCAAAUUUAGUAAAUUAUACAACACAAUGGGGAUCUUAUGUUUUAUUAUAAAAUUAAAUGUAAAUCAUGCAUUUACAGGGGAUGCCGGAUUACCGGGGGUCCACUGUAACGAAACGAACUGUUUCGGCUGACUCAAAUCCACUCUAUAUUAAAAUUACACAUUGCCGAAGUGUAUAUAAUUUUAGGUGACCAUGAGGUUCUUAAAAGUAUCUUUAAAUUAAUAUGACCAUGCAUUGUUUAUUGACAAGUGGUAGAAUAAAAUGCCUUGCAGUUUAAUAUGUUUUUAAAUAAUUCUCUGUACAUAACGUUUUCUUAAUAAGAUUAUGAAAAUUUUUAUAUUUUAUGUAAGUCUUAAGAUAGUUUAAUGCUCGCUCAUA
Molecule: messenger RNA, 3752 nt
Organism: Pieris brassicae (large cabbage white)
Lineage: Eukaryota; Metazoa; Arthropoda; Insecta; Lepidoptera; Pieridae
Product: zinc finger protein 436-like
Exons: 11
Coding region: 529-2325 (598 amino acids)
Cellular component (GO): nucleus
Source: RefSeq, a predicted model, not a curated record